Molecule: messenger RNA, 2299 nt
Organism: Erythranthe guttata (spotted monkey flower)
Lineage: Eukaryota; Viridiplantae; Streptophyta; Magnoliopsida; Lamiales; Phrymaceae
Molecular function (GO): protein binding
Source: RefSeq, a predicted model, not a curated record
AGAAACAGGCCCAAUUAACAAUUAUAUAAAAUAAAAUCUCAUUUAGACCCAAUUUACUUUAGCAAAACAAAAGCCCAAUAAAUGGCCCAUUUUUCUUCAUCUUCUUCACCUACUACUCACCCGUGAGUUGCAGAAACUGCGGCCACCAAAACUGCAACCUCAGAAAUCCUCUCCGAUCGAUACUUCAACCACUACUUUCCUCUCUCCUCCUAUUUUAAUGGGUACCCAAUGGCUUUUCAUUUAAGAAAUUCAAAAAAAUCGCCGCUCUCCGCAUCCACACAGGUCCACAACUUCCUCGCCGGAGAUGGCGGCCGACCGUCACUCGUCGCCGCCGGGUUACACUCUCCCUUCCACGGACAAGACACGCCGUUACGAGGACGAGGAGUUCAAGGAGAGCAAAUUGACGGUAGCUCUCUGCCCGUGUAUUUUCUGCUUAAUUCUUUUACUCGUAGUAGCAUCAAUCGUACUCGUUGUCAAAUUCCGUUUGUACUGCCAUACCCCUCUUCACUCUCUCCUCUUCAAAAAUGCCUGCCGUCGGUAAUCCCACACCAAAAUCCCCCACUUUGCUUGAAUAAAAUUAGGCCCUUUUGUAGCGAUGUCAAUUCGGUGCACACCGAUUCCGAAUUCGAUAGCGACAUUGAAAAUGAAUCAGCUUCUGUUGAUAGUGCCGAAUUUGAGGCCGAUUCGAAGGAGGUGGAAAGAGUAUGCAAGGUGAUCGACGAAAUGUUUGCUCUAGAUAGGAACAUGGAGGCCGUUUUAGACGAAUGUGGGAUCAAUCUGAAUCAUAAAUUGGUGUUGUGUGUGCUGCAGAGAUUCAAUCAUGCUCGAAAACCCGCAUUUCGGUUCUUCCGUUGGGCUGGAGAUAGGCCUGGAUUCUCUCACAAUUCGACCACUUACAAUGCAAUGAUGAACAUUCUUGGAAAGACCAGACAAUUCGAGACAUUGGUUUCUCUCCUCGAAGAAAUGGGAGAGAAGGGUUUGCUCACGAUGGAGACCUUCACCAUCUGCAUCAAAGUCUUCGCCGCUGCAAAGGAGAGGAAAAAGGCAGUUGCCAUUGUCGAUUUGAUGAAGAAAUAUAAUUUCAAAGUCGGAAUAGAGACCGUUAAUUGUUUGCUCGAUGCAUUGGGUAGGGCCAAGCUCGCAAAAGAAGCUCAAACGUUGUUCGAGAAAUUGGAGCCCAAAUUCGCCCCGAAUCUAAAAACGUACACAAUCUUGAUCAACGGUUGGUGCACGGUAAAGAAUUUAAUGGAAGCCGCUAGAAUGUGGAAUGAAAUGAUCGAUAAAGGGUUUAAACCCGAUAUCGUAGCCCACAAUAUAAUGCUCGAAGGGCUUUUGAGGAGCCAUAAAAGAUCCGAUGCAAUCAAGUUGUUCGAGGUAAUGAAGUGUAAGGGCCCACUUCCUACUGUUAGGAGUUAUUCUGUAUUAAUCAAGAAUCUAUGCAAACACGGCCACUUAAAAGAAGCUAUAGACUAUUUUGACGAGAUGGUCGAUUCUGGAUGUGGGCCCGAUGCUGCGGUGUACACAUGUUUAAUGACGGGUUUUGCGAAUCAAAAGAAGAUGGAUGUAGUUUAUCGGUUAUUAAGCGAGAUGAAGGAGAAAAAUUGCCAGCCCGAUGGCCGAUUGUACAAUGCAUUGAUCAAGAUGAUGGUGAACAGAAGAAUGCCCGACGAAGCGGUGAAGAUAUACAAGAAGAUGGUGCAGAGUGGAGUCGAGGCUUCGGUCCACACUUACAACAUGAUCAUGAAAUCGUACUUUGUCGCAAGAGAUUGCGAAAUGGGGCUUGCGGUUUGGGAGGAGAUGAAGAGGAGAGGGUUUUGUCCGGACGAGAACUCGUACACGGUUCUCGUGGGAGGGCUUGUAAGGCAGGGGAGAUUGAAUGAGAGUUGUAGGUAUUUGGAAGAGAUGAUUGAUAAGGGGAUGCGGGCCCCACGGAUCGAUUAUAAGAAGUUUUCGGCGGGUUUUUAUUGGAGUGGUGGAAGGAAUUGUUUGGAGGAUUUGGCUGAGAAGAUGAAAUUGUCUGGUAAUUCUGAGGUGGCUAAUUUGUUGGAGAGAUGGGUUAAAUGAUUGUGAUGAUGAUGAUGAUGAUGAAGAAGAGUAGUUUAUUACUUAUUAGUGAUGAGAUUAAUUUGUAAUUGUAUGAUUAGUUAUGUUACUUAUUGGUGGAGAGGAUAGUGAAAUUUUGUUGUAAAUGUUUGUGGCAUUGUCAUUUUAUAUAAACUUUUGUUAUCAAGAACUGAAAUGUUAAAUGUUCGUUUCGGUUUUGCUAAUACUAAUUUCAUUUCGAGUGUCGUUUUGAUUA